Phaethon lepturus (White-tailed tropicbird) is the source of this 1004-nucleotide messenger RNA. It is a transcript of the gene RBP4, whose product is annotated as retinol binding protein 4, plasma. The record is from RefSeq and is a predicted model, not a curated record. Gene Ontology annotation, molecular function: retinol binding; retinol transmembrane transporter activity. NCBI's taxonomy places the organism in Eukaryota, Metazoa, Chordata, Aves, Phaethontiformes, Phaethontidae. Bases 49 to 648 code for a protein of 199 amino acids. Gene Ontology annotation, biological process: retinol transport. The transcript is spliced from 6 exons.
ACAUUUGGGCUCUCAAGAGGCUACAGGGACUGGCACUGUUUGGACAGGAUGGCCCACAUGGAGAGAGCUCUACCCUGGCUGCUCCUGCUGGCACUUGCCUUGCUGGGCAGCAGCACGGCGGAGCGGGACUGCCGAGUAAGCAGCUUCAAAGUCAAGGAGAACUUCGACAAGACCAGGUACAGUGGCACCUGGUAUGCCAUGGCAAAAAAAGACCCUGAGGGGCUAUUUCUGCAGGACAACGUGGUAACCCAGUUCAACGUAGAUGAGAAUGGACAUAUGAGUGCCACUGCAAAAGGCAGAGUCAGACUCUUCAAUAAUUGGGAUGUCUGUGCUGACAUGAUUGGCUCUUUCACUGACACAGAGGAUCCUGCCAAGUUCAAGAUGAAGUACUGGGGUGUUGCCUCUUUUCUCCAGAAAGGAAAUGAUGAUCACUGGAUAGUGGACACAGAUUAUGAUACAUAUGCUCUUCAUUACUCCUGCCGCAAACUAAACGAAGAUGGCACUUGUGCUGAUAGCUAUUCCUUUGUGUUCUCCCGGGACCCCAAGGGAUUGCCUCCAGAGGCACAGAAAAUUGUCAGACAAAGGCAGAUAGACCUCUGUUUGGACAGAAAAUACAGAGUUAUCGUUCAUAAUGGAUUUUGCUCUUAAGGAGAUCCAACACUAUGGAAAGAACCAUGUAACAGCACCAUGGAUGUAAAGUUAACACAUUGAUCGGGUGUUCUCUUGAAAACCUUUUAAACGGCUUCAUUUAGAUUUUGAGCAUAUUUAUCUGAGCUGCGUAGCUCACCUUGUUAAUAAACCAAUGAAACGUUUUAAUAAACUUGGAUUACAGGGGAAGCAAAUUGUUUGUAUGCACAUCUGUACAUCUGUAGACAUUGGGUUUAUUAGUAAACCAUUAUCUUAAUGCACUGUUUUAAAUUGGUGACAGAUGCCAAUAAUUUAGAAUUCAAUCAUUCCUUUUUUAGUAGUUUCAAUAUGUAACUAAAAGAGUUUUAAUUAAAUAU